Didymodactylos carnosus is the source of this 225-nucleotide messenger RNA. The record is from the annotation of a GenBank genome assembly. NCBI's taxonomy places the organism in Eukaryota, Metazoa, Rotifera, Eurotatoria, Philodinida, Philodinidae.
AUGUUGCAACUGCACGACCCUAAUGUUGUGAAACUUCGACAAAAUUUCCCCGUAGAAAGUUCCAUUAGUUGGUUUCGUGGUGCAAUUGGCUUAGCAUUGAUACCAUUGGAUAUUGUUCCAAAAACAUGGACUGAUAGUAUGUCAGAAUAUCCACCAGAUGAUCUACUAGCCACAACAUUUACUGAAUGUUUAACAGACACGUACACGGUGGACAAUUGUGACUAG